Messenger RNA from Penaeus indicus, 4035 nucleotides. RefSeq names its product putative sodium-dependent multivitamin transporter. Gene Ontology annotation, biological process: sodium ion transport; transmembrane transport. Gene Ontology annotation, molecular function: symporter activity. The record is from RefSeq and is a predicted model, not a curated record. Bases 41 to 1426 code for a protein of 461 amino acids. Lineage: Eukaryota; Metazoa; Arthropoda; Malacostraca; Decapoda; Penaeidae. The transcript has 8 exons. Gene Ontology annotation, cellular component: membrane.
UUAAUAUUUGUCAUUAUUUCACCAUCAGCUAUAAUACAAAAUGUCUUCCACAGGAAUAUCUCUUCAGUGGUCCAUCAUAGCUGUAGGAUUAGUUUGUACUUUCUACUCCACAUUGGGUGGAAUGAAGGCUGUGCUGGUAACUGAUGUCUUCCAGUCGCUACUCAUGUUUGCUGCUAUCUUUGCUGUGAUUACUCGGGGUGUAAAAGAUCAUGGUGUUUCUAAUAUUUUUAAGAUUGCCAAAGAAGGCGAAAGACUAGAGUUUUUCAAUGUCUCGCCAGAUCCACGUGAGAGGCACACUAUUUGGAGCCUUGGUAUUGGUGGUAUCUUCACAUACUGUUCUUUGUAUGGUGUUAACCAGGCACAAGUACAAAGGCUCCUCACCAUUAAAGACCUUCGAAGAGCACAGGGAUCAUUAUGGAUCCAAUGGCCAAUAUUAACUCUCCUCAGCUUGUCCACAUCCUUUGCUGGUCUGGUGCUGUAUGCUCAGUAUCAUCUUUGUGACCCUAUGAAGAGUGGUCGCAUAUCAAACUCAGACCAAUUGCUACCUCUCUAUGUAGUUGAGACUAUGGGGAUGAUCCCAGGACUGUCAGGACUAUUUGUAUCAGGAAUUUUCAGUGGAUCACUGUCAACUGUUUCUUCUGCUUUGAAUUCUUUAGCAGCUGUCACAGUGCAAGACUACAUCCUGCCGUUUGCCCCCAGCAGUCUUGGCAUUGGAGAAAAACAAGCCACAAAGAUCAGUAAAAUUCUGGCUUGUGUUUAUGGUGGUGUGUGUAUGGCCAUAGCUUUUUCAGCAAAAUUGCUGGGCACUGGUGUCCUCCAGGCUUCCUUGACUAUCUUCGGUGCAGUUGGGGGACCUCUGCUCUCCCUUUUUACUCUGGGGAUGUUGUGUAAAUGUGCAAAUCAGAAGGGUGCAAUGUCAGGUCUUCUUAUUGGCCUUGUGUUCACCCUUUGGAUUGGCUUUGGAAGGCCAAAACCACCACCUCCUUUCAAGCCAGUCUCCGUGGAAGGCUGUCCUGCAGACAACACAACUUUUAUCACAAGCAGAAGCCUUGGUGAAGAGGCUGUCCUGGGGAAUAUCACCUUGACUGAAAUUACAGUUGAUGUGGCAAAUAUGACACAAGGUGUUGAUAGUGCUGAAGUUGUGGAGAGCACCUCUUUCCUCCAUGAGAUCUAUGCAGUGUCAUACAUGUGGAUAGCAGCUAUAGGCUUCCUGAUAACAUUGCUGGUGGGUGUGAUAGUGAGCAGGCUUACAGGAGGAAAUGAGAUUCUGGACCAUGACCUUUUCGCAACUUGGAUACACCUGCCUCCCCCUUCAGCUGCUCUAGAGGAGGAUAUGUGCUCAGACAAGGUUGACCUACCUGAUAGUGCUGAGGUUCCCCAAGUGUCUUCUUCAGCAAAGCUCACACCUGAGAGCACAAAGUUAUAGUCUCAUAUGUUUUCUUGUUUUUUUCCUUAGUUUUGGUUGUAUCUGAGGUAUGGGAUUUGAUAACAUUGGUUUUGUAUUUUGAAUUUGUAUAUUAUGUGAUAGGUUUUAUUUUUUCUUAGAUUUUUUUUAGUUAUAUGUAAAUUACAGUUAUGUAUUAGUUUUAUAUCAAAGGUGCAAUACUGAAGGAUAUAGAAGCAAAAGAAGAGUAGGAAGAAAUAAUGACUAUCACUUACUGAUGGUUUAGGUGAAUGGAAACUCAAAAGUGCACUGAUUUCCUAUCAUAGCACUUUCAUUCAUAUUGUUAUGGUGUUGUCUACAAUAGUACAAAUUUGGUCUCAUUCAUUGCUUUAUUUGAUUUUUGAGAGUUUGUAGCUGAACAUUGUGCCUAUAGUUUGUUUGCUCUGUUAUGGAAAUCAUUUUAUUGGACUGUAUAGAUAAUGAAAAGAAAGGCUGAAUAUAUGAAUGAAGUCACACACAUAUGAUGAAGAAAUUUCCUGAAAGUCUUACUUAAAUAUGUGAUGUUGCUUUGUAGAUAUCUAAUUUUUAGUAAUAUUUUGAUAAUAGAUAUAUUUAAAUGAGUACAUCAAAUUACAGCAAUCGAAGGUGCCUGGUUAUGGAAAUCUCAGAGACUUUUUAUUCAUUGACUUCACUUAAUGUUGAAUGUAUUAUCAAAGUGUUCAAAAUAUACAUGAAGGUUACCCAUUUCUGAUAUUGUCAGUAAGCAGUAUUUGAAUGUAUUGAGUGGUUGCCAGUAUUUUAGAGAUUUAUACUAGUAAAAUGGGAAUUGAAGAUAUCAAUUUGUCCAAAAUGUGAAAAAGAGUGCUCAAAAAAAUCCUGUUAUCCAGUGGUAUCUUUUAGAAGUGCCGAAGUGAAGAAGCACAUAAAUUGCCUUUCUAGUGGAGUUUUCGAUGGGUCAUGAAAGCCAGUAUCAUCCACUUUCAUUCCUGUAAUUUUUUUUUUAAAUAAUUUCUUUUUUCUCAUCUUUAACUUCAUGACCUGUAUUUUCAACUCCUUCACUACUUAAAUCAUAACGUUCAUUAUCAUAUUCACCAUCCAUCCAAGAUUUGCUUUUCCAAUGCCUUGAAAAGUCUUCCAUUUUAAUAUAAGAUAUAGUUAGUCUGCGAGUCUCCCAUAUUUUAUGGUGAAGUAUUUGACUACAUUUCUGUUGUGUAGUUGAAUUUAAGCUCAGCUUACCUGUGCUUGUGCUUUAUCGUUUUUGAACUUGUUUGUGGAGAGGAGUUUAUAUAGAUAAAUGUUGAUUCAUGUUGUGAAAAGUAAACAUGGUAGAUCUAUAAUUAUUUUCAAGUAGCUGGAGAAAAAGAUGAACAGAUUAUCUGAUAUGUAACUCUGGUAGGUGUAGUGAUCUAUUUUUGUUUAAUAACUUAGUGGGUAAUUUUGUCAAAACACUUUCAGGUGCAUGUUAGUUAAGAAUGAAUAAUUAACUUGCAUACCAAAAAAGAAAGAGUUAAGAGGCUACAGUGUCUGUAAUUUUUGGCAACUUUGAUUAUUUGCUACAUACUUCUGAGCUAUGACUGUGGAGAGGUGCUUGGUAUAUUUUUGUUUGCAGUUGCAACUCUUACAAAAGGACUACCUGCAAUUAAUGACUAAAUAUUGCAUUCCACAUACAUUUAAUUCUUUAAUGCAUACAAUCUGCUGUGUUUUUGUUGUAGUGAUUUUGUUUACGCUUAGAUGGCUUCAGAUCACUUCUUAGUUGGCAAGGAGUCAAUUACAUGGCUUGCCUGAUCUUAUAUUUACCUCAUUUCUGAAAUUUUCAGGAUAAGGAUUUUUUUUUAAAGUUCCUAUGAUAAUUGUUACUAAUGCCAUUAUCAUUAUUAUUAAAAUAUUAUCAGUAAUAAUAGAAAUACUAAAAUAAAGAGUUGUAUCCAAAAAUUUAAGGAAUGGACAAGUAGAUGAGAUCAAGUUGGCCUGACUCCUUACUGAUUAAGUACCUGUUGAGCUAUAUUUGUGUAAACAGGAUUAGUGAGGCAAAACCACAAUAGAUAGUGCAUGUUUAUAUGCUCCCUGGAAUUGAUGGGUUAAGCCAUUAUGGUUACAGAGUAACUGUUUUGAGUUGGGAAUUUUGAUAUACUGUAGUUCACUUAAAACAGUCUUAAGACAUAUGUUAAACACUUCUUUGUGAUACCAUAGCUCUUCUUUUUGUGAUCUGACUUCAUGUUUGUAACCCAUUUUAAUACAAGAAAAAUAUUCUAAAUAAAAAAGGGGAUUAAUAAUGACUGGUACACACUUUUCUGAUAGCUUUUUUAUGUAAUUGCCUUGUGACUCAUCAGGUGGCAAGCCAUUUAUUCCAAAUGAGUGUUUUAAGGCUUGAAUGCACACUGACGUACAUAUGUGGAUGUACUGCCUCACUAAGCAAAGUGGAACUCUGGUUGAAUAUAUAGAUGUUUGAGUGAGUAUUAUGUAUGUCCCAAUAUUGCAAAAAAUAACAUUUGUAGAAAAUACUUAAAAAGAAGAGUGGUAACAUCCGGAGUGAUUAAAAGAGAGAGAGAGAGAGAGAGAGAGUGUGUGUGUGUGUGUGUGUGUGUGUGUGUGUGUGUGUGUGUGUGUGUGUGUGUGUGUGUGUGUGUGUGUGUGUGUGUGUGUGUGUGUGU